CCGGUGGGGGGCAGACGGAUGGGGCAGACGGAGCGAGCUGGAAGCCAUGUUUGUUGUUCCUCCUUCUGCCACUUCGGAGUUCGGUACGUUCAGGGUCUGAACGUUCAAGAACUCCGUCUGCAUGUCUUUAUUAUCAACAAUAUCACCACUAAAUAUUCUCUACCACCCUCCGAAUGCAGAUUAACAGGUAUGCCAAAGGAAAAAUAUGAUUCCCCGGAUCCUCGCCGAUUAUACACCAUCAUGUCAGCUGAGGAGGCAGCCAACGGGAAGAAGUCGCACUGGGCCGAGCUGGAGAUAUCAGGUCGGGUCAGAAGUCUGAGCAGUUCUCUGUGGACUCUCACCCACCUGACGGCUCUACACAUCAACGACAACAACCUGAGUCGCAUCCCGCCCGACAUCGCCAAGCUGCCACACCUGGCCUACCUUAACCUGUCGUCCAAUAAGCUCCGCAGCUUGCCCGCCCAACUCGGAAACAUGGUGUCUCUCAGGGAGUUGCUUUUAAACAACAAUCUUUUGCGAGUUCUACCUUAUGAACUCGGGCGGCUGUUCCAGUUACAAACCCUGGGGCUAAAAGGUAACCCUUUGUCCCAAGACAUCCUCAACCUGUACCAGGAAUCAGAUGGAACCAGAAACCUGUUGAACUACAUGCUUGACAAUCUAGCAGUGCACCCAGAACAGCUCCCCCAGAGACCUUGGAUCACCUUGAAGGAGCGGGACCCAAUGAUCCCUACAGCCAUGUUCACAGUGAUGUGUUACAACGUGCUGUGCGAUAAGUACGCCACUCGUCAGCUGUACGGCUACUGUCCCUCCUGGGCCCUCAACUGGGAGUACAGGAAGAGGGGCAUCAUGGAGGAGAUCACACACUGUGACGCUGACAUCAUCAGUCUGCAGGAGGUGGAGACGGAGCAGUACCACGCCCUCUUCCUGGAGACUCUAAAGGACCAUGGGUACGAGGGGUACUUCUGCCCAAAGUCUCGUGCCAAACUGGUCUCAGAACAGGAGAGGAAGCACGUGGACGGAUGUGCUGUGUUCUUCAAGACUGAGAAAUUUACUCUGGUGCAGAAACACACGGUGGAGUUCAACCAGGUUGCCAUGGCAAACUCUGAGGGUUCAGAGGUCAUGUUGAACAGGGUCAUGACCAAGGACAACAUCGGGGUCGCUGUCCUACUGGAGGUCAACAAGGACAUGUUCUCUGGUGGCAUGAAGCCUCUGCAGGAGACACAGUUCCUUCUGGUGGCUAACGCCCACAUGCACUGGGACCCAGAGUUCUGUGACGUCAAGCUGAUUCAGACCAUGAUGUUCCUGUCUGAGCUGAAGAGCAUCACCGAGAGGGCGCUGAGCUCCGUGGCAACAGGCUCCCCGACCUCCGACCCCUCCUCCAUCCCUAUCGUCCUCUGUGCUGACCUCAACUCCCUGCCAGACUCUGGUGUUGUGGAGUACUUAACUAACGGUGGUGUAGCAGAGAACCAUAAGGACUUCAGAGAGCUGCGCUACAACGAGGCUCUCAGCAACUUCAGCUGCCAGGGGAAGAACGGCCAAUCAGACGGCAGCAUCACUCACAGCUUCCAGCUGAAGAGCGCCUACCAGGGCAGCCUCAUGUCUUACACCAACUAUACCUAUGACUUUAAGGGCGUGAUCGACUACAUCUUCUUCUCCAAGACUCACAUGUCUGUAGCCGGUUUGCUCGGUCCCCUGGAGUCUCGGUGGUUAACGGACAACAACAUCACCGGCUGUCCCCACCCCCACAUCCCCUCUGACCACUUCUCUCUGCUCACCCAGCUGGAGCUCCACCCGCCCGUCACCUCCUCCCUCAACGGCCUGCACCUGCCCGUCCACAGGUAGUGAGGCACCAACCUCUCACCUAUGAUCCUUGACCUUUGAACCCCUAAUGCCCUGCCCCCAUCUCUGCCGAACAAACAAACCCAGACAGGCCAUCCCCCCCCGACGGAGUAUUCACCCCUUCUGCUCCUCUUUUAACCUCCAUUUUGCUUGGAUUUCUGUUUUUGUUUGUUGUCUUUCUUUGUCUACAUGAACGGCUUGAUACCAAAUUAGGGUUGGGUUUUGUGUUGUUUUCUGGUCACAUUACAUACCGCUGCUCUUCUCCUUGGACGCAAAAGUGCGUAUGAAAUGGCACCCUAUUCCCUAUAUAGUGCACUACUUUUGACCAGGGCCCUAUGUGGGACUUGGUCUAAAGUAGUGCACGAUAUGGGGAAUAGGGUUCCGUUUGGGAGGGAGCCCCAAGUUCAGGUCAUCCUGAUCUGGUGUCAGUGUUUUUUUUGCCUUAAACCUGGUUUGGAUGGUGGUGACUUUUUGUCACAUAACAUUCUACAGUAACAAUGACAACCGACAUCUGAAUUCUCACCGUUCGAUUUUGAGGUACCCAGUCCUCAAGACAACUACUUAACAUAUUUUACAAAUAUGACAUCCAAAGUUCUACUGAAUUGUAUUUUAUGAUCAUGUUAAGUGCUAUAAUUUCAACAUAAAUGUUACCCCAAACA
Oncorhynchus gorbuscha (pink salmon) is the source of this 2498-nucleotide messenger RNA. RefSeq names its product CCR4-NOT transcription complex, subunit 6-like (gene cnot6l). The record is from RefSeq and is a predicted model, not a curated record. The transcript has 12 exons. The coding region runs from base 19 to 1842 and encodes 607 amino acids. Gene Ontology annotation, biological process: nuclear-transcribed mRNA poly(A) tail shortening. Gene Ontology annotation, cellular component: CCR4-NOT complex; cytoplasm; nucleus. NCBI's taxonomy places the organism in Eukaryota, Metazoa, Chordata, Actinopteri, Salmoniformes, Salmonidae. Gene Ontology annotation, molecular function: protein binding; poly(A)-specific ribonuclease activity.